Molecule: messenger RNA, 1261 nt
Organism: Agrilus planipennis (emerald ash borer)
Lineage: Eukaryota; Metazoa; Arthropoda; Insecta; Coleoptera; Buprestidae
Gene: Osi23
Exons: 6
Coding region: 349-1161 (270 amino acids)
Source: RefSeq, a predicted model, not a curated record
UAUCGAGCCAAAAUUAAUUUUACCUGCAUUGAUACAAGUGUUUUAUUUCUAAGAAAAAACCUACUAAACUACUGCGAAAAGCACCCUAUAAUUAAUUCAUUGUCAAAGGGUACAAUUCACGGUACACUUGUUUUAAGAAAAUGACAAUAUUUAAAUGUGUGCUGAACAAAGUGUUCCACUUGGUAUGUACCACAUGCAUUUAUUUCACGGACCAAGAACUAAUUCCAUCGGCGGAACUGAAUAUAUAUUUGCAUCUUAGUUUCAUUGAGUUCGAGUACUUCCAGCGGCAGUUGAUUUUGAAAGUCAAAUUAGUGGUGGUUUGAUCAUUUAGCCAUUUUUGUUAAAAGAAUGGCAGUAUUGAUAACUGCAUUUCUACUUGUAGUGAUGCCAGUAACAUUAAGCAAGGCAAAUAAGUCUACGAAUUUUCUUAAAUCCCAAAAUUUUAUUUUUGAAGCAGGUAAAAUAACAACAGCAUUUCUCCGAAAUUGUUUGAGACAAGAGGACACAGUCAAGGUGCCUUGUGGUCAAAACUGUGGCCAAAGUUUAUUGAAUUGCUUGUACGGAAAGGGCUUUGCACUUUUGGAUCGUCUGUUAGAGAAAGAUGAGGUUGAACUAAUGGACGGACUAGAAUUAGUUCGAUACAAAUCUGAUAAUCAGUCUGAUCAAGAAUGGCAUUCACGUUCAAUAAACAAGUCUCACGACCAGGAAAACGUUUUUACAUCCGGUGUUCAGUAUGAGAUCUACCAGCGAUUGGACAAAUUGUUUUCAACUCAUUUUCUCAAGAUUUAUAAACCAAAACAACUUGAUUUCGUCGAAGGUGAAGCUAGACAUCGCAGAAGACACCACAUGAUGCCAAUGAUGAUGGUAUUCGGUGUGUUGGUGUUAGGAAUGGUAAUUGUCCCGAUGGGUUUCCAGUUAUUGGCUAUUCUUGGGGGUAAAGCACUUCUUUUAGCAAAGAUGGCUUUGUUAUUAACAGCUAUACAAGGACUGAAGAAGAUUGCGACCAGCCCUUAUAAUUAUGGGCUUUACCAAGCUGCGCCCUAUCCAUGGUAUUCAGAUAGGAAAUGGCUAGAUGAUGAUACCGGAAUAAACGAUAAUUACCAAGAUUCCUAUCCUAAAACUCCUGGCAAAUCGUCAGGGCUGUUUUCAUUCUUAAGUUAACUGAAUUAAAUAUUUUUAUUUAUCAACUGAUAAAACAACUAAAGUGAAGUGUUUUACAUUGUACUAUACUACACAGUUGUAAAAUAUAUUUAAAAAAUUA